Messenger RNA from Lytechinus pictus (painted urchin), 4204 nucleotides. Its product is annotated as E3 ubiquitin-protein ligase TRIM71-like. Gene Ontology annotation, biological process: protein monoubiquitination. The transcript is spliced from 2 exons. Gene Ontology annotation, molecular function: zinc ion binding; ubiquitin protein ligase activity. Bases 126 to 1814 code for a protein of 562 amino acids. The record is from RefSeq and is a predicted model, not a curated record. Lineage: Eukaryota; Metazoa; Echinodermata; Echinoidea; Temnopleuroida; Toxopneustidae.
AUUGAAGUACGACAAUAGUAUGAACCUAGACCAUUGCGUUGUAUCACGAACUUGACGUUUCAAUAUACGUUAGAACUGAUAGACAUUUAGGAAUUUAGAUCUCGUGUUUGUAAAUUAAUUCAGCGAUGGCUGAGAAGUGUGGAUCAGAGAAAGCAUCAAGCUCUUCACCGAACCUGAUAUGUCCAUUAUGUCUUGAUAUAUUUGUCGAGGCAAUAAUCCUGACUUCAUGUGGACACACAUUUUGUAGGCAAUGUCUCAAGAAAUAUGAUCUAACCCACCAGGACCUUGAUCACAUGGUCUGUCCUCUCUGCAGGGAGAUCACCAAGUUGUCCGCCAACCGUGUCGAUGAUCUCCGCCUCAAUGUCUCCAUCAACGGAUGCGUAGACGAUUACCACGCCAAGUGUGGAGGGAUGAACGCUGUCCUCGAGAUGCGACAAAAAUGUUCUGGUUGCAAGCUUCAAGGAGAUGCUGUCUCAUUCUGCAGAACCUGUAAUAACUACAUAUGUGAUAAAUGUUUGCAAUGUCAUCAAUAUCUGUCAGUCUUUGAAGAUCAUGAGGUUGUCUCCAUGGAUGAUGUCAUCGAAGGGAAGGUCAGCAUUGGUCAUUUAUUCGAGAAGUGUUCCAUCCACAAACAAGAGAACACAGAUAUGUUUUGUGAGGAUUGUAAGGUCCACGUCUGUCACAAGUGCGUACUCGUUGAUCAUCAAAAUCACAAGAUCAAGAACCAGGUUAACUUUGAGCAGGAGUUGCGACGGAAGGUGACAGGACUUGCCCAACGCUGCGCUGACAAGAAAGCAGAGCUAGAGAAGAACAUUCAGAACAUAGAAAUACAACGUCAUGAGGUACACACUGCAGUGCAAACACUACUAGAUGAUGUCAGACAAGCCUACAGCAUCAAGGCCAAGGAGCUGGAAGAAAAUCUUCGAAAUCUCACCGACCAAAUAAAUGCCUUAGAACGUAGUUUUGAUGACGACCUUGACGUCUUGAAGUCAAAAGAUCGACAGAGGAUCAAGAGUAUUUGUAGUUCAAUUACUUUGGUAGAUAAUGACAGACUGGGUCAUCUUGAGACAGACACUCUAUCUGCUCAUAUCUUGCUCUGUGAGGAGCUGGAUACCAUGCUGAAGGAGGUUACUGAUCACACUUCUGUGGAAGCUAUUAAGAAGAAAGCACAGGAGAAGAGGUUCAAACCAGCAGACAAUGCCCGUCUUGACCUCGGGAGUAUCUCAGAAUAUACUGAUCAUCCAUCUACGGCAGCCAUAAAGAAGAAAGCACAAGAGAAGAGGUUCAAACCAGCAGACGAUACUCGUCUUGACCUCGGGAGCAUCUUAGGAUCAGAUCCCAAGAUGGAAGUCAUUCAGUGUGUUGAUCUACGGGGAGUGAUGCUCGGUAUGGCACAGCACUCCAAUAGCACUGUCGCUAUCGGGUAUGGGGGGAGUGCACAAGGUAUUGAUAUCAUUGAUUCAAAUGGUGGGAAGCAGCAGUAUAGAAACACACCCUUCAGUGACAUGAGAUGUUAUGAUCUGGUGUUGCAACGGGACGGGACAUUAUGCGUGUCCCCAUGUGAUGCAUCAGAAGCCUACAUCUACUCUCCCCUUGGCUCCAGGAAAGCAACAAUCCAUGUGAGAAACAAUACUAAUUAUUAUCUCAAAGUUAACAAAAGUCCAUCAGAUGAAAUCAUCAUUACUAACUAUGGAAAACAAGUCUAUAUCUAUGACCCGACAGGAUCCACUCUUAAACACACUGUUCGAACAAAGCACAUUACGUGGCAGGCAUCUACCACCAGGACGGGUUUGAUCGUCACGAGUUCAUGUUGAGAGGAUCCAAGCGUGUUGACGGUCUAUGACAGGGAUGGGAAUGCUGGUGAGCCUCUACAAGCUCCAGAUGAUGUCUACCUGUAUGCUGCCGUGGAUGAGCAGGACAGGGUGUAUAUAGCGAGUGUUGAUUGGAAGAAUGGGAAGGUGGUGAUCAGGCUCUAUGAUCUUGAUGGUCUGAACCUGAAGGAAAGAGUUGAAUUCAAUGCACUUGAUAUGACAUUGAAAUAUGGGUGGUGUUACUUGGUUUCCCUCUCCCCAGACAUGCUCGCCUUCGCUUGUGCUUAUAAGUUAUAUUUCAUCAAGGUAUCACUGUAAUCCAGAUUGUCUUACACCAUAUAGCAUCACAGUCCAAUAUUGUGUAACAUGUAUUCACCCAGCUACCCCGUUUUACCUCCAUGGUUCCAUAUUCUAUUGUUUAUUCUAAUUUCAUGAUAUCUUAUUCCAAUGGUAGGAUCCAUCAUGUGACAUUCGUAGGAAUACACAGACUAUUCACGCUUGCUAUAGAACUAUCAGUAAAAUUCCUUUAAAAUUGGGUUCUCCUGGCUGAAAAUAGUAAAAUCAGAAUAUAUAUUAUGAUAUGCUCCAUAGUAUAAAAUGGCAAAACGCUGAAAAUUUCAUCAAAAUCUGAUAAAACAACUAAUCAAUAUGUUAGUUUAUCGAUGUUCUGUGAAAACAGCUCUAUGCAUGCAAUGACCAGUGAUAGGUGGGCUGAUGAUGUGUGGUCCCAACUUUCCCUUUUCUUAUUUCAUUAAAGGACAUCACAAUGUUUGUGUGUAAAAUAUGUUUCAACAAUGAUGAUAUUACCGUCAAAGCAGUAACCAAUCUUAUAACAGUGUCACCAAAGUAUUAAACGCAAUGCUGAUAAAAUUUUCAGUUUUCAGUUUUUUGUUUGUCACUCUCAGCCUGAGUACCCCUUCAUUACUGUAUUGAUCUAUAUUAUGUAAAUAAUUUUGGGUGUAUAUAUACUGUAUAUAAAACAUGUUGGUGAGGAUUUUUAUACUGGACUGUGGAGAAAGUGCGAUUGGUUGGUUGUUAGUAAUCAACCAGUGAACAGACGGCUUAAGGUCCUCUUCGAGGGACCUGAUAAUAAUAUCGUAUAAAAGGGCACUAGCGCUCUGACUUGUCAUCUAACCCACUCCACCGGAUUGAGAGACCAACAUAGGCCAACGAUUUCAUGUAUGUGUGUUUAUAAGCAACCAUAUCCUUGAGGCAUAGCCAUGUAUCUGAUUCAAAUUUGUUUUGUUCAUAUUCUCGUAGUUAUCGUGUACAGUAAUGUACAGUAUAUAUGGACAUCAACAUAUUUCCUUAAAGCGUCGGAUAUAUUUGUUAUCAUGUUUAUUUCAUCAUGUAAUGACUUCAUAAUUUAAUAGGUUGUUAGGCGCAACGAACUUUUCUAUUGAAUUUGAUCAUUAUAAUGCAUAUGAUGAUGACCCCUGAAGAAUACAAUGUGAACGUGUAAUCACUUUGUAAAUAAGCUCCAAUAUAACAUACAGUGUAAAACGCUGUUUAAAAUCUUAAGCACGUUAUUUAAUCCCAUCACUGUAACAUCUAUUGUUUAAACUUUUUAAAGAAAUUGUUUAAAAAGUUUAAACAAUUAAAAAAAAAAGUUUAAACAACUUGUUGUUAGAGUGACCGAGUUAAACAGUGUACUUUUUUACUGCUAAGUGACUGUGUAAAAUUUGUACAUUUUGAUUAUGUUCACUCUCUGUUGUUUCAUGUUGUGGUUGGGUUGUUAAGUGGUUUUACUUGACUCGAACAUCAGAGAGUAGUUAGAGAUUUCUUACAGGUAGGAAGGGUAUUUUAUUACUCAGCAUGAGUGCGCCCUCUAACUGAAUAGACAUUAUAGGUUAUCAGUUGAACAAAUCACAUAAACGGGAUUCUGUUUCAUGUGUCACGUGGGCUGUUAUUCUGAUAGCGAUGGUCAGGCAAAAUGAAAUUUAAUGAUUUAAUCGAUACAUUGUAUACAUAUAUAUAUUCCAUAUUCUAAUAGUUAUCGUGGAAUGUACAUAUCCAUUACCAUAUUUUUUAAAAUGUUAUUUAUCAGUUAAUGACUAUUCAAGCGAUGAGUCAUAAAUGUUUGGCUCAACUAAUUUUUCUAUUAGUUUUGGAAUUUGAUCAUAAGCCUAUAUGAGAUAUGAUAAGCUGUAUAUAUGUGCCGUAAUUGUUGGCAUAGCGAAAUUUUCUAUUAGUUUCUGAAUUUGAUCAUAAGCCUAUAUGAGAUAUGAUCAGCUGUAUAUAUAUGAGCAAUUGUUGGCAUAGCGAACUUUUCUAUUAGUUUCUGAAUAUGAUCAUAAGCUUAUAUGAGAUAUGAUAAGCUAUAAAUCUAUGUAGAGUAUAUUCUGUUGUCUCCUAUGAGGAAGAUCAAAAUAUAAAAUCACUUUGCUUAACAU